This is a messenger RNA of Gekko japonicus, 980 nucleotides long. Its product is annotated as Bardet-Biedl syndrome 4 protein homolog. Gene Ontology annotation, biological process: cilium assembly; protein localization to cilium. Gene Ontology annotation, cellular component: ciliary basal body. The record is from RefSeq and is a predicted model, not a curated record. NCBI's taxonomy places the organism in Eukaryota, Metazoa, Chordata, Lepidosauria, Squamata, Gekkonidae. The transcript has 3 exons. The annotation marks the transcript as partial.
GUACAACCCCCUGGUAAACCUGAAUUACGCUGUUCUGCUGUACAACCAGGGAGAGAAGAAACAGGCUGUCCUGCAGUACCAGGAGAUGGCAGGCAAGGUCAACAUGUUAAAGGAGAGCAGCGCGAUGGAGCUGGACCCUGAGAUGGUGGACAUAGCCCAGAAGCUGGGGGCCUCCUUGCAGCUGGGAGAGAGCUCAGUGUGGACCAAGCCUGCAAAAGACCCCAAGUCAAAGCAGCGAGGGAGUUCGGCCAGCAAGUCUCCCGGCGCACAGCCCCUGGGCUCGAACCAAGCUCUGGGACAAGCCAUGUCUUCGGCAGCUGGGUACGGGAAGGCCAUUCAGUUCCCGCCAGGUACAGGAGUUUCCGCUCAGCAGGCAAAGCCCCCCUCCCUCCCCCUAGAGCCUGAUCCUGACGCGGAGUCCGGUCCGGAGGAGGCAGAGCUACAGGAGCAAAGGCGCAAGACUGCGGGGCAAGAAGAGGGAGACGCCUGACCUGGAGAGCUUGUGAGCUCUACAAGACCCCACCCCCCACUGGGAGCCCAGGCACAGAGGAGACGGAGGUGCACUGCGUAGCACUGGAAGCCCUUUCCCUCAACACUCCACGUAGGGGAGGAAGCUUUCUGGGAGGCAGGCAGGCAGCCUACCCCAGAGAGGUGUCAUUUUGUGGUAACCGGGCAGCAGGCCAAAAAGCAAAACAGCCGUCCCCCAUGAUGCAUCCAGCAAAUUCAGGGUCCGGCCUCACGUUCUGGGUGGAUUGGACUUCCCUUCUGGAAUCAGAUCUCCAGGCUCAGCUGCAGGCCAGCCAGCCCCCCUGACCGGAGCCCUUCCACUAGUCGUUUGUCAGAUUUGGGUCAGACACUGCUGCUGCCUUAGAGGGAACCUGUAACGGACUCCCAGUGGCAUCAGCUUUAGGAGACUGACAAACCGGGCUUAUCUCCCUUCCUUUAAUUACCGGCUGGUGGAAGCAGGCAACAUCAAGACU